UGAGGAGGAGAGGGAGCGGUGUGCGCACUGCUGGGUCCAAACCAUCACACAAGGGCUGCUGGAGCGAAAGAAGGGGGCAGAAGGAAAGUCAGCCGUCCUGUCAUUUACGGGAAUCCGCUCACUUGGCGUCCUCUCAUCCUCAGCUGUCUGUCUGCCUUUGCCGGGUUAUGCGUUUCACCGGCGCAUAAACCGGACCGGUGUGUCUCCAUCCGUGGCGCGAGGCUUCGGCAGAUUGGGUGAAUUUGUGAGGUGAAGCCUCUCUGAGGGGGAAGAUGGACGCGUUUUUCACAGAGGGGGCGCGUGUGUGGGUGAAGGAGAAAGAGCAGCUACUUCCUUCUACGGUGAACUCCUGUGGAGACGGAACACUCAUACUCACUACUGACUAUGGAGAGGUGUUGUAUCUGCAGUUGGUGGACGUUAACAGGGAGAAGGUGUACCCCAUGCACCAGAGCAGUAUUGAUGGAGUGGAGGACAUGUCUGCUCUGGCCGAGCUGCAUGAGGCCGCCAUCAUGCACAACCUCCACCAGCGCUACCAGAAAGACAACAUCUAUACUAACAUAGGCUCCAUCCUGGCAGCGGUCAACCCCUAUAAGCAGAUUGCGGGACUGUAUGAUCCGUCUGCAGUGGAUUUGUACAGUCAGCAUCACCUGGGGGAGCUCCCGCCUCAUAUCUUUGCAGUGGCCAAUGAGAGCUACCGCUGCCUGUGGAAGAGACACGACAGCCAAUGCGUACUCAUCAGUGGAGAGAGUGGAGCUGGAAAAACAGAGAGCACUAAACUACUGCUGCAGUUCCUGUCCGUCAUGAGCCAAAAUUCCGCUGGGACUCCGUCCUCAGAGAACACCACACGCGUUGAGCAAGCCAUCGUACAGAGCAGUCCCAUCAUGGAGGCGUUUGGGAAUGCCAAAACUGUUUACAACAACAACUCUAGUCGCUUUGGCAAAUUCAUCCAGCUACAUUUUUCUCAGAGUGGCAACAUCCAGGGAGGCUGCAUUGUCGACUAUUUACUCGAAAAGAAUCGUGUGGUGAGACAGAAUCCAGGAGAGAGAAACUAUCACAUCUUCUACGCUUUACUAGCUGGAGCAGAUAAAGCGCAGAAAGAAACGUAUUUCCUGGCAGACCCACCUGAGUCGUUUCAUUACCUGAGCCAGUCGGGCUGUGUGAAGGACAGGAUUCUGGAUGAAAAGAAGCUCUAUGACAGUGUCAUGGAGGCACUGAAGGUGUUGGAGUUUACAGAGGAGGAGAUCAGAGACAUGUUCAAGCUGCUGUCUGGAGUUCUGCAGCUAGGCAACAUUGAGUUCAUGACAGCAGGGGGUGCUCAAAUCACCACCAAACAAGUGGUCACUAAUGUCAGUGAGUUACUGGGGCUGGACUCAUUCCAGUUAUCUGAAGUUCUAACCCAGCGCUCCAUGAUCCUCAGAGGAGAGGAGAUCUGCUCCCCACUUACUGUAGAACAGGCAAUAGAUUCACGGGAUUCGGUUGCCAUGGCGUUAUACUCUCAGUGCUUCUCCUGGAUCAUCAUGCGAAUCAAUCAAAAGAUCAAUGGUAAAGACAACUUCAAGUCCAUCGGCAUCCUCGACAUCUUUGGUUUUGAGAACUUUGAGGUGAACCGUUUUGAACAGUUCAAUAUCAAUUACGCUAAUGAGAAACUGCAGGAAUACUUCAACAAGCACAUCUUCUCUCUGGAGCAACUUGAGUACAACAGGGAGGGUAUUCGCUGGGAGGCCAUUGACUGGAUGGACAAUGCAGAAUGUCUGGAUCUCAUUGAAAAAAAACUGGGCCUGCUGGCUCUGGUUAAUGAGGAGAGCCGAUUCCCUAAAGGCACUGACUUCACUCUGCUGGAGAAACUACACAGUCGUCACUCUACUAACCCUUACUAUGUGAAGCCCAGGCUGGCAGACCAUCAGUUUGGCAUCAAGCACUAUGCCGGAGAGGUUUUAUAUGAUGUAAGAGGGAUCUUGGAGAAGAACAGAGACACGUUUAGGGAUGAUAUCCUGAACAUGCUGAAAGACAGCAGGCUGGACUUCAUAUAUGACUUGUUUGAGCAAGUAGGGAGCAGGAAUAAUGAGGAGACUCUGAAAAUGGGCACUGCCAGAAAAAAGCCCACUGUCAGCUCCCAGUUCAGAGAUUCCCUCCAUUCCCUAAUGGCCACUCUGAGUGUGUCCAACCCUUUCUUUGUGCGCUGCAUCAAACCCAACAUGGACAAGACGCCCAACAGCUUUGUCCCAGAAGUGGUUCUGAAUCAGUUGCGCUACUCAGGCAUGCUGGAGACGGUGAAGAUCCGCAGAGCAGGCUUUCCUGUCAGACGCACUUUCAAAGACUUCUUCAUCAGGUAUAAGAUCAUUCUGAAUGACAGGGGAGCGGGGGCUGAGGGGGAUGAGAAGAAGAAAUGCACGGACCUGCUCACCAAAUACGAUCAUGCAAAGAAAGAGUGGCAGUUCGGGAAGACCAAGGUGUUUAUGAAGGAGUGUCUUGAGCAGAAACUGGAGAAGGAGAGAGAUGAGGUGCGCCGCAAAGCUGGCCUCAUCAUACGGGCACAUCUGCUUAGUUACAUAGCAAGGAAGCACUUUAAGAAAGCUCUGGCCAGCAUUGUGACCUUUCAGAAGAACUACCGUGCCCACUUCUACCGACAGAAGUUUCUACGGAAACGCUCAGCAGCUCUGGUUCUGCAGAAACACAGGCGAGGGCAGGUGGCGCGGGGCACCUACCGAAAACUACGAGAGGAUAAGAUAAAGAGAGAGGAGGAGGAGAGGAAGAAGAGAGAAUUGGAAGAAAAGAAGAGAGAGGCAGAGGGGGCCCAGGCAAAAGAAGGAGAGGCAUCCAAAGAAGAGAAUGCAGCAGAAGGAGAAGAUAAAGCACAGCGCUCGACAGAUGAGGAGACUCGUCAGAUGGAGGAGAUCCUACGCUUAGAGAGGGAGAUUGAGCGGCUACAGAAGCAGAGGGAGGAUGGUGUGUCCAUGCUGUGUGAGAGUUCACGGCAGGAGCUUCGUCUGCGCCGUGACGCUGAGUCGCUGCGGCUGAAGAAGGAGGCUUCCCGUGCUGCUACUCAGUCACUUGACCUGCAACACUUUGACCCCAAACGUGCCUCCCCUGCGCCUCCCCCUGCCCUGCGUGAGGAGGAGGUGGACGAAGGCUUCCAUGCUGAAGAGGAGUGCAUCCCUCUGCCCGAUUUUCCACCCCCUGCCGAGGGGCCUCCAGAUCAAGAGAUUUUAGCCACCUUACCCCCUCCUCCCGCAGCCUUCGCAGAGGGCACAGUAGGAUCUGGAACACCUGCUGCAGCACCGGACGUCCCUGGCGCUCCGAAUGCCCCCCCUCCUCCCCCACCGCCACCACCUCCUCCCCCACCUCCUCCACCUCCACUGCCGGGAGAGGGUGCGGAGGUGAAGAAGGAUGUUUCCGAGCCUGCUGCGCCUGAAAAAGAGGAGGGGAAGGUGGACAAGGAGAAGAAGAAGGCAGAGGAGGGAGGGGAAGAGGGAGUGGACCAGGGCAGGAAGCUGACCACUUCUGAAUCCAUGAUGGAUGCAGAGGAGCCUAUCUACAGCAUGCCACUGGACACAGAGUCUGACUACGACCAGGAUGAGCUGGAGGAUGGCCAGAGCAGUACGGCGGCCACCGAUCCUGAACACGCCCGCAAGUCCACCUGCACCAAUGCCAGCCAGGAGUCCUACAACCGCAGCUCUGACUCGUAUGUGGAGAGCGAUGAAGAGCAUGAUGGCUACGCAGACACAGACGAGGAGGUAUCAAAUGGAAAAGUGAACGUGUUGAAUGGUAACGGGCCGCCGUACUUCCACAGCUACCUCUAUAUGAAGGCUGGCCUGAUGAUCCCGUGGAGAAGGCGCUGGUGUGUGCUGAAGGACGAGACCUUCAUGUGGUUCCGCUCUAAGCAGGAGUCCCUGAAGUCGGGCUGGUUGUAUAAGAAGGGUGGGGGUCUGUCCACUCUGUCUCGAAGGAACUGGAAGAUGCGCUGGUUCGUGCUGCGUGACUCCAAACUCAUGUAUUUUGAGAAUGACAGCGAGGAGAAGCUGAAGGGAACCAUCGACAUCCGAACAGCCAAGGAGAUAGUGGACAACCAUGAGAAAGAGAAUGCUCUGAACAUCGUAACGGACGAGAGGACAUAUCAAGUGUUUGCAGAGUCACCAGAGGAUGCCAGUGGUUGGUUUAACGUCUUGAGUCGGGUCCACACGGCUUCUCCUGAGCAGCUGCUGGAGAUGUCCCAUGAGCAGGCCAACCCAAAGAAUGCUGUGGGCACUCUGGAUGUGGGGCUGAUCGACUCAGUUUGCGCAUCUGAUAAUCCUGACCGGCCCAACUCGUUUGUAAUUAUCACAGCCAAUCGAGUGAUCCACUGUAAUACUGAUCUGCCGGAAGAGAUGCACCACUGGAUCAGCCUCCUACAGAAGCCCAAAGGAGACUCCAAGAUCGAAGGACAGGAGUUCCUGGUCAGAGGUUGGCUGCACAAAGAGGUAAAGACUGGAGCCAAGAGCAGUGCACUGAAGCUGAAGAAGCGCUGGUUUGUCCUGACCAAUAACUCUUUGGACUACUACAAGUCGGCUGAGCGCAGCGCAUCUAAGAUGGGCACCCUGGUCCUCAACAGCCUCUGCUCUGUGGUCCAACCCGAGGAAAAGGUCUUCAAAGAGACGGGUUACUGGAACAUCAUAGUUCACGGGCGCAAGCAUUCCUACCGGCUCUACACAAAGAUGCUAAACGAAGCCAUGAGAUGGGUGUCAGCCAUCCAAGGAGUCAUCGAGAACAAGGCGCCCAUCGAGACGCCUACUCAACAACUUAUUAGAGACAUCAAGGAAAACAGUGUGAAUUCAGAGGCAGUAGAGCAGAUGUAUCGCAGAAACCCCAUUCUCAGAUAUACCCAGCAUCCCUUGCACUCACCCCUCCUGCCUUUGCCCUAUGGAGAGGUCAACGACAGCUCACAAAAAGAAAAGGGUUAUGGCAGCCUGCAGGAUGAGGCGGUGAAGAUCUUCAACUCUCUACAGGAGAUGGAGAUUGUUUCUGACCCCAUAGCCAUCAUCCAAGGCAUCCUGCAGACCUGCCACGAUCUCAAGCCACUAAGAGACGAGGUCUACUGUCAGCUGAUCAAACAGACCAAUCACGUUCCCCAGCCCAACAGCCCAGCCAACCGUGCACACUGGCACCUGCUCACCUGCAUGAGCUGCACUUUCCUGCCCAGUCGUGCCAUCUUGCGCUACCUCCGCUUCCAUCUCAAGAGGGUUAGGGAGCGUUACCCUGGCACCGAAAUCGAGAAAUAUGCCCACUUCAUUGGUGAGUCUCUAAAGAAGACCAAGACCAGGGAAUUUGUGCCAUCUCAGGAAGAGAUUGUCGCCCUGCUGACCAGACAGGAGAUGACCACCACUGUGUACUGCCACGGAGGAGGAUCCUGCAAAAUUUCAAUCAACUCGCAUACAACUGCAGGAGAGGUCGUGGAGAAGCUGAUCCGAGGUCUGGCGAUGGAUAACAGCAGGAAUUUAUUUUCUCUGUUUGAGCACAACAAGGUCGAGAGCCGGGCUAUUGAGAGCCGCGUCAUUGUAGCAGAUGUACUCGCUAAGUUUGAGAGGCUGGCAGGGAGUGAGGAGGAGGAGGAAGAUGGACCCUGGAGGCUUUAUUUUAAACUUUAUUGCUUCCUUGAUGUGGAGAGCAUGCCCAAAGAAGGGGUGGAGUUUGCCUUUAUGUUUGAGCAGGCUCAUGAGAGUCUAAUCAGUGGUCAUUUUCCAGCCCUUGAGGAGACGCUGCAGCACCUGGCUGCUCUCCGCCUGCAGUAUAUCCACGGAGAUGUGGCGCGGACGCCCUGGAGCCUCAGCAGUGUGUAUCCUGUGGCCCGGCUUCGUACGCGAAUCCUGCAGUCCACCAAGGCCGGUGGGGCAGGAGCUCCAGGGGUUGGUGUGGUGGGACCGGGGGGUCACACUCUGGAGAGGAGACGAACCAGCUUCCUGGAUGGGACGCUGAGACGCAGCUUUAAGACGGGGUCUCUCAAGAAGCAGCGGGUGGAGGAGGAGCAGAUGCUGGAGAUGUUUGUGAAGGAGGAGAUGUCAGCCACACUGACCAGUGUGCUGGAGAAAUGGAACCGGUUACAAGGCAUGCCCCAGCACCAGGCCAUGCUGAAGUACAUGACCAUCAUUAAAGAGUGGCCAGGGUACGGGUCCACACUCUUCGAUGUAGAGUGUAAAGAAGGGGGCUUCCCUCAUGACCUGUGGUUGGGAGUGAGUGCAGAAAAUGUGUCUGUUUACAAGAGAGGAGAGCCCAAACCGCUCGAGACCUUCCAGUAUGAGCAUAUCGUCUUCUUCGGAGCACCCCAGCCCAGCACCUACAAAAUCACUGUGGAUGAGAGAGAGAUGUUCUUCGAAACUCCUCAGGUGGGUGAGAUCACUAAGAUCAUGAAGGCUUAUAUCAACAUGAUUGUUAAGAAGCGCUGCAGCGUCAUGUCCGUCACCAGCACCAGCAGCGCUUGGAUCAGGUGAUUGACACAAGGGUAAUCAAGGUGGUGCAAUGACAAGAGAGAGGACACCUCCCUGUUUGACCAAUAAAUAUAACCACACCUACCUGCUGAGUAUGGAUAUGAGAGAAAAAGAGAGAGAGGGAUGCAAAAUCACUUACACUUGGCUCUGCUUAAACCCUCUUAUUUAUUCUAAAAGCAACACUGUACUUGUGUCAGUUUAGUAUAAUUUAUUUGCCACUACCAGCUACACUUCUAUAAAAGCACAACCAAACCUGCCAGUCCUGUCACUGUAAACCCUCCCUCACUGCCAGCACUAAGACUGAAGACCAAGCCUGUACAUUCUCCUCUCUUUUCUCCCAUCCUCCCAACAUCAGCUCUCUCUCAGUGUCAACUUGUGGUUGAUAUCAUCUCCAGCCCCAAGGACCAAUGACUGAGCCAUCCCUGAAAAGUGGGCUGAGCGUGAGUUUGUUCUGUUCUCACUUUUCCCCGUUUCCUGAAAAGUGAACUCUCCAUUAAGAAUCACACUCAGAGCCAUUUUCUAAUGCCUGGGCCACUGAUGGCAUUUUUGUGAUCUCCUCUAUCAGCAUUAGUGUAAGACAGCCAACAGAGAACUGUCCAUCUCUCUACAUACGUGCCCUGGGACUGACCAGAGAUCUGAAGUGUAAAGAAAUCGUCUAAGAGAGCCACUGUAACUGCAACUAUUCUAAUGCCAGUGUGAGUUCAAUGCUUUUCACACAGCAGCGUCAAAACUAUAUUUUAUACUUCAGUGUAAAUGUGACUAUACUUCAUUUAACUGUCUUUGAGUCUAAGGGGGUUAAAUUAAGGCAUUUUGAGAAAUUAUGUGGAACCGAUAUUAAGUCUGCAAGUGAAACAAACAGGAUUUAAUUCUGUUCUCUAAAUGCCAAUGCACAAUAGUACGACAGUGAGCAAGUGAACGAGUUUCAGUCACUCUACAAGAAAACUGCACAGCAAUUUUGAAAGCCUCUAGAUACCUCCUUGCCCCCAGCAUGGCAAGCCAAUUACUGAGUGGUGCAACUGAAGAUACAUCAGUAUUAUACCAAGCAAGGCUGAGCCUGAGCUGGGGAUGGCACUGCGACCAGCGUACAGAUCUGCUCCAUAAACUAUAAGAACUUUUAGUGUACCGUGAGACAUUCAUUUUAAAAUGGUAUGUUGCGAAUGAAGUUAUUAAAUGAAAUCUAAAAUAUAUAGUUCUUUCCUCAGUUAUAAUACAAUUGUACUUAACAGUAAGCCAGUGUUAAUGCCUUCAAUUCCACCAUAAAGCAGCAGGAAAUCAUUUCCAAGUUUUUAUGUUUUGACCUUAAAUGCUGUUCAGACCAAAUAUAGUGAGAAGUAAUUUGUAUUUCUAAUCCAAUGAUCAGUAUGAAGCUUAAGGACAGAAUAUUAAGCCUUUAUCUUUGAAAGGUGUUUUUCUUGAUACGUUGCUUCUGUUUAGUUCCCCACUGGAAUAUAAAAGAAACUUUACAAAGACUAAUUAUAACCUACAGGAGAAAAUGAGCCCACUUCUAGGCUCAGGCUUUGCAAAACAAAUAGGUUUUUUAUCUGGAUUUAAAAAGACCUGUCAAACGUCCUAUUAUUCCUAGUAGUAUUCCUAAUAUUCUCUAGAAUGCUGUUCCAAAGCUUAGGAGCAAGAUAAUGGAAGAUAAUGAACUUCCAUCAACUGAACUCUUGGUGAUCCUAGAUAUUUGCAGUAAGCCUGCCUCAAUUGAGCGAAAUAGUCUGGACAAGUUAUUCAAUAGAUCAGCAAGACUUGGCAGAAAUGGGCCAUUAAAGCUUUAAAUGUCACAUCCAAGACCUUGUAGUCAAUGCACAACUUAGUAGGAAGCCAGUGAAAACUAAUACCAGAGUAUGCCCAAAAAAGACAUGGGCUACUGCAUUCUGAACUAGCUGGAGCCUAUUUAGAGAAACAACAGGGCAACUAGUCAGUAAGUAGUAAAGUCUUCUAUGACUGAAAUGAUAGACUAACAAGCAUCCAGGGUUACAUUUCAGGUGUUUCUGUACUUAAGCUUAAUAUCUGAAAUACAAAUUUUAUGAAUAUUCCAACAGUAUAACCAAUUUACCAGUAUUUUAAACCAUGUUUAUUAAGAGGGUUGUCAGCGUGUCUACUUAAUUGACUGUAAAUAUUGGGGAUUAAAGCACUUAUUUUAACAGUCUGACUUUGUGGAGGGACAUCAGAAUUUGCCUUUGGUCCCUUUAAUCCAGUAAUGAAGUGGCCACAAGUGACCACUAGUCAUUAAUAACAACUUAUAUGAACUAAUAAUGAACAGCCUAAAUUAAAACUGAACCCUAGUUAGCAUGAUAGAAAGUGACAAACUGAAUAACUUGUGGUUUUGUUCUGGUUGUUUUCUUUUGGAGGCUUCAGUUUUAUCCGGCAACCAGUUUAAAUCAGUACUUCACUCAAAACUGUGAACAUGGCUUACAAUGACUGAAAGCUAAUAAGGGCCCAUUAGCAUGCUCUCAGAUGCAUAAUGUUAAUCCAUAACAUGUUUUAUUUCUUGUUACUAAGGUUGGCCUUUUUGAGUGAAGUAAUUUUGUAGCCCUGCACUGCAGCGGAGUCAGAGUCACUGCACAAGAUGCGUAUCAACAUAACAUUAUUCAUAUCAACACUCCGAGUAAGUCCAAGUACGCCUGUAUUGUCUUUUUCUUUGAAACAUAUGAAUAUAAAACUACUGUAUCUCCCAACAGUACCUGUGUAACUUUGCUGUUUGAUAUGCAACUAUAUUUGUCAAUGUAAUGCAAGCUCCUUUGUGUGUGUGUCUGAGAGUUUUGAACUUAAAAAUGGAAAGAAACUAAGCGAGCAAAAAAGGUCUGUGGUUAUGACGUCGUGGAGAAAUAAGCAUACGUGUAAGGGUAUUUCUGUUAUGGGUGGGUGUUGUGAUUGUCCUAGGAGGCACAGGAAAGGCUAUG
Molecule: messenger RNA, 9364 nt
Organism: Pygocentrus nattereri (red-bellied piranha)
Lineage: Eukaryota; Metazoa; Chordata; Actinopteri; Characiformes; Serrasalmidae
Gene: myo10l1
Product: myosin X, like 1
Exons: 40
Coding region: 273-6461 (2062 amino acids)
Cellular component (GO): myosin complex; cytoskeleton
Molecular function (GO): cytoskeletal motor activity; protein binding; ATP binding
Source: RefSeq, a predicted model, not a curated record